CAAUAAAAAAUAAUUACAACAAUUAGGUAACUUGUUUAGUCUUUUUCUUUUGUUUAUCAACAAUUAUGGACAAAUUAAGACUAAUUGUAAACAUGAUUGUAAAUCAAAUCAAUCAUAUUUACAUUGACGUAGAUUUAGUUCAAGUGAGAGAUGGACUUUGAUCCACUUUAUCCAGUAAUUGUUGAUUAUUAUGUUUCUCUUGAAAUUUGGCAAUUAUUUGAAAUCUUCAUAUGGCAAUUGAUAUUAUCCAAAAUCGGUAAGAAUCGGACUUUCAUGCUCAUGGCAAGACGUUAUGAGAGAGAUCCACAAAUUGGUCGAGCGUUCAAUCUAAUGAUGACAAUCAUUAUAAUCACUUAUUUAAUCCUGGUUGCCGAUGAUUGGUACAAGAUAAUUAGACGUGGAGGUGACAAUUAUCCAAAUUUCCUCGCUAUAUGGAGACAAUUGUUGAUCCCUUUUCCUGAGUCUUUCCGUCAACGUCAAGUGCCACUUUUUAACUUCGGUAAUCCGGAUGAUCCAAAUGACCACGAUACAGAUGAGGAUGACGACGAUAACAAUGAUGAUGAUGCCAAUGAGAACAUGAUGGUUGAUGAAUAA
Messenger RNA from Panonychus citri (citrus red mite), 594 nucleotides. RefSeq lists its product as uncharacterized. Bases 151 to 594 code for a protein of 147 amino acids. The record is from RefSeq and is a predicted model, not a curated record. The transcript is spliced from 2 exons. Lineage: Eukaryota; Metazoa; Arthropoda; Arachnida; Trombidiformes; Tetranychidae.